UUGUUUUUGGAGGGCUAUUAGAAAGAGCGUGAAAAAAUAAGAUUAGUUCUUAAAAAACGCCGUGUUCAAUAAUUAAUAUUAUCUACAAUAUUGGGUGUAAAGAGCAAUGACGAAAAAAGGAAAAUCUCAAGAUGUUAGUCACAGUAAUGAAGAUGUCAGGACAUCAACAAAUUCUUGCAACAUCCCCUCAGGACACAAAACAACUCCCUUUAGUGAACACAAUCACAAAGAAAAUCACCAAAAAAAUAUUGACUCCAAAAUUCAAUCCCAUACCAGUUAUCAAACAGAGAACCACGAAAAAUUUAUAAAUAACUCAAAAUCGAUUAAGAAACAACCGAACAAUAUCCAACCCUCAACCACCAACACAUAUGACAAACCCAGCGACGAACCAUUCAAACAGGGAAAAUCUACCUUGAAAAAAAAUCAGAACCAGAUGCAGUACAUCGCACACCAGACUCCUCAAUCCGUCGAGAAAAAGAAGAAUACAGCUAGAGCGUCCAGUUCAGAUUCCGACUCUAGCGAUGAUGAGCAGCCAGUGAGUAAGAAGCCUGCGAUAGCGAAGGCAUCUCCGGUAGUUGGUAAGCCUGCAGUGAGCAUGGUUGGCGGUAAGAAGGUGGUUGGAAAGCCGGCGUCGUCGAGUUCCGAUUCAGAUUCCAGUGAUGAUGGAGGUGCUGUCGCAGUGAAGAGGCCUGUUGUUGCAGCUGGUAAGCCGUUGUCGAGUGGUGUGCCCCAGACGACGCCACAGUCUGUGCAGAAGAAGAAGGUUGCAGCUGCAGCGUCCAGUUCAGAUUCCGACUCUAGCGAUGAUGAGCAGCCAGUGAGUAAGAAGCCUGCGAUAGUGAAGGCAUCUCCGGUAGUUGGUAAGCCUGCAGUGAGCAUGGUUGGCGGUAAGAAGGUGGUUGGAAAGCCGGCGUCGUCGAGUUCCGAUUCAGAUUCCAGUGAUGAUGGAGGUGCUGUCGCAGUGAAGAGGCCUGUUGUUGCAGCUGGUAAGCCGUUGUCGAGUGGUGUGCCCCAGACGACGCCACAGUCUGUGCAGAAGAAGAAGGUUGCAGCUGCAGCGUCCAGUUCAGAUUCCGACUCUAGCGAUGAUGAGCAGCCAGUGAGUAAGAAGCCUGCGAUAGUGAAGGCAUCUCCGGUAGUUGGUAAGCCUGCAGUGAGCAUGGUUGGCGGUAAGAAGGUGGUUGGAAAGCCGGCGUCGUCGAGUUCCGAUUCAGAUUCCAGUGAUGAUGGAGGUGCUGUUGCAGUGAAGAGGCCUGUUGUUGCAGCUGGUAAGCCGUUGUCGAGUGGUGUGCCCCAGACGACGCCACAGUCUGUGCAGAAGAAGAAGGUUGCAGCUGCAGCGUCCAGUUCAGAUUCCGACUCUAGCGAUGAUGAGCAGCCAGUGAGUAAGAAGCCUGCGAUAGUGAAGGCAUCUCCGGUAGUUGGUAAGCCUGCAGUGAGCAUGGUUGGCGGUAAGAAGGUGGUUGGAAAGCCGGCGUCGUCGAGUUCCGAUUCAGAUUCCAGUGAUGAUGGAGGUGCUGUUGCAGUGAAGAAGCCUGUUGUUGCAGCUGGUAAGCCGUUGUCGAGUGGUGUGCCCCAGACGACGCCACAGUCUGUGCAGAAGAAGAAGGUUGCAGCUGCAGCGUCCAGUUCAGAUUCCGACUCUAGCGAUGAUGAGCAGCCAGUGAGUAAGAAGCCUGCGAUAGCGAAGGCAUCUCCGGUAGUUGGUAAGCCUGCAGUGAGCAUGGUUGGCGGUAAGAAGGUGGUUGGAAAGCCGGCGUCGUCGAGUUCCGAUUCAGAUUCCAGUGAUGAUGGAGGUGCUGUUGCAGUGAAGAGGCCUGUUGUUGCAGCUGGUAAGCCGUUGUCGAGUGGUGUGCCCCAGACGACGCCACAGUCUGUGCAGAAGAAGAAGGUUGCAGCUGCAGCGUCCAGUUCAGAUUCCGACUCUAGCGAUGAUGAGCAGCCAGUGAGUAAGAAGCCUGCGAUAGUGAAGGCAUCUCCGGUAGUUGGUAAGCCUGCAGUGAGCAUGGUUGGCGGUAAGAAGGUGGUUGGAAAGCCGGCGUCGUCGAGUUCCGAUUCAGAUUCCAGUGAUGAUGGAGGUGCUGUCGCAGUGAAGAGGCCUGUUGUUGCAGCUGGUAAGCCGUUGUCGAGUGGUGUGCCCCAGACGACGCCACAGUCUGUGCAGAAGAAGAAGGUUGCAGCUGCAGCGUCCAGUUCAGAUUCCGACUCUAGCGAUGAUGAGCAGCCAGUGAGUAAGAAGCCUGCGAUAGUGAAGGCAUCUCCGGUAGUUGGUAAGCCUGCAGUGAGCAUGGUUGGCGGUAAGAAGGUGGUUGGAAAGCCGGCGUCGUCGAGUUCCGAUUCAGAUUCCAGUGAUGAUGGAGGUGCUGUUGCAGUGAAGAAGCCUGUUGUUGCAGCUGGUAAGCCGUUGUCGAGUGGUGUGCCCCAGACGACGCCACAGUCUGUGCAGAAGAAGAAGGUUGCAGCUGCAGCGUCCAGUUCAGAUUCCGACUCUAGCGAUGAUGAGCAGCCAGUGAGUAAGAAGCCUGCGAUAGUGAAGGCAUCUCCGGUAGUUGGUAAGCCUGCAGUGAGCAUGGUUGGCGGUAAGAAGGUGGUUGGAAAGCCGGCGUCGUCGAGUUCCGAUUCAGAUUCCAGUGAUGAUGGAGGUGCUUUUGCAGUGAAGAAGCCUGUUGUUGCAGCUGGUAAGCCGUUGUCGAGUGGUGUGCCCCAGACGACGCCACAGUCUGUGCAGAAGAAGAAGGUUGCAGCUGCAGCGUCCAGUUCAGAUUCCGACUCUAGCGAUGAUGAGCAGCCAGUGAGUAAGAAGCCUGCGAUAGUGAAGGCAUCUCCGGUAGUUGGUAAGCCUGCAGUGAGCAUGGUUGGCGGUAAGAAGGUGGUUGGAAAGCCGGCGUCGUCGAGUUCCGAUUCAGAUUCCAGUGAUGAUGGAGGUGCUGUUGCAGUGAAGAGGCCUGUUGUUGCAGCUGGUAAGCCGUUGUCGAGUGGUGUGCCCCAGACGACGCCACAGUCUGUGCAGAAGAAGAAGGUUGCAGCUGCAGCGUCCAGUUCAGAUUCCGACUCUAGCGAUGAUGAGCAGCCAGUGAGUAAGAAGCCUGCGAUAGUGAAGGCAUCUCCGGUAGUUGGUAAGCCUGCAGUGAGCAUGGUUGGCGGUAAGAAGGUGGUUGGAAAGCCGGCGUCGUCGAGUUCCGAUUCAGAUUCCAGUGAUGAUGGAGGUGCUGUUGCAGUGAAGAGGCCUGUUGUUGCAGCUGGUAAGCCGUUGUCGAGUGGUGUGCCCCAGACGACGCCACAGUCUGUGCAGAAGAAGAAGGUUGCAGCUGCAGCGUCCAGUUCAGAUUCCGACUCUAGCGAUGAUGAGCAGCCAGUGAGUAAGAAGCCUGCGAUAGUGAAGGCAUCUCCGGUAGUUGGUAAGCCUGCAGUGAGCAUGGUUGGCGGUAAGAAGGUGGUUGGAAAGCCGGCGUCGUCGAGUUCCGAUUCAGAUUCCAGUGAUGAUGGAGGUGCUGUUGCAGUGAAGAAGCCUGUUGUUGCAGCUGGUAAGCCGUUGUCGAGUGGCGUGCCCCAGACGACGCCACAGUCUGUGCAGAAGAAGAAGGUUGCAGCUGCAGCGUCCAGUUCAGAUUCCGACUCUAGCGAUGAUGAGCAGCCAGUGAGUAAGAAGCCUGCGAUAGUGAAGGCAUCUCCGGUAGUUGGUAAGCCUGCAGUGAGCAUGGUUGGCGGUAAGAAGGUGGUUGGAAAGCCGGCGUCGUCGAGUUCCGAUUCAGAUUCCAGUGAUGAUGGAGGUGCUGUUGCAGUGAAGAGGCCUGUUGUUGCAGCUGGUAAGCCGUUGUCGAGUGGUGUGCCCCAGACGACGCCACAGUCUGUGCAGAAGAAGAAGGUUGCAGCUGCAGCGUCCAGUUCAGAUUCCGACUCUAGCGAUGAUGAGCAGCCAGUGAGUAAGAAGCCUGCGAUAGUGAAGGCAUCUCCGGUAGUUGGUAAGCCUGCAGUGAGCAUGGUUGGCGGUAAGAAGGUGGUUGGAAAGCCGGCGUCGUCGAGUUCCGAUUCAGAUUCCAGUGAUGAUGGAGGUGCUGUUGCAGUGAAGAGGCCUGUUGUUGCAGCUGGUAAGCCGUUGUCGAGUGGUGUGCCCCAGACGACGCCACAGUCUGUGCAGAAGAAGAAGGUUGCAGCUGCAGCGUCCAGUUCAGAUUCCGACUCUAGCGAUGAUGAGCAGCCAGUGAGUAAGAAGCCUGCGAUAGUGAAGGCAUCUCCGGUAGUUGGUAAGCCUGCAGUGAGCAUGGUUGGCGGUAAGAAGGUGGUUGGAAAGCCGGCGUCGUCGAGUUCCGAUUCAGAUUCCAGUGAUGAUGGAGGUGCUGUUGCAGUGAAGAAGCCUGUUGUUGCAGCUGGUAAGCCGUUGUCGAGUGGUGUGCCCCAGACGACGCCACAGUCUGUGCAGAAGAAGAAGGUUGCAGCUGCAGCGUCCAGUUCAGAUUCCGACUCUAGCGAUGAUGAGCAGCCAGUGAGUAAGAAGCCUGCGAUAGUGAAGGCAUCUCCGGUAGUUGGUAAGCCUGCAGUGAGCAUGGUUGGCGGUAAGAAGGUGGUUGGAAAGCCGGCGUCGUCGAGUUCCGAUUCAGAUUCCAGUGAUGAUGGAGGUGCUGUUGCAGUGAAGAAGCCUGUUGUUGCAGCUGGUAAGCCGUUGUCGAGUGGUGUGCCCCAGACGACGCCACAGUCUGUGCAGAAGAAGAAGGUUGCAGCUGCAGCGUCCAGUUCAGAUUCCGACUCUAGCGAUGAUGAGCAGCCAGUGAGUAAGAAGCCUGCGAUAGCGAAGGCAUCUCCGGUAGUUGGUAAGCCUGCAGUGAGCAUGGUUGGCGGUAAGAAGGUGGUUGGAAAGCCGGCGUCGUCGAGUUCCGAUUCAGAUUCCAGUGAUGAUGGAGGUGCUGUCGCAGUGAAGAGGCCUGUUGUUGCAGCUGGUAAGCCGUUGUCGAGUGGUGUGCCCCAGACGACGCCACAGUCUGUGCAGAAGAAGAAGGUUGCAGCUGCAGCGUCCAGUUCAGAUUCCGACUCUAGCGAUGAUGAGCAGCCAGUGAGUAAGAAGCCUGCGAUAGUGAAGGCAUCUCCGGUAGUUGGUAAGCCUGCAGUGAGCAUGGUUGGCGGUAAGAAGGUGGUUGGAAAGCCGGCGUCGUCGAGUUCCGAUUCAGAUUCCAGUGAUGAUGGAGGUGCUGUUGCAGUGAAGAGGCCUGUUGUUGCAGCUGGUAAGCCGUUGUCGAGUGGUGUGCCCCAGACGACGCCACAGUCUGUGCAGAAGAAGAAGGCUGCAGCUGCAGCGUCCAGUUCAGAUUCCGACUCUAGCGAUGAUGAGCAGCCAGUGAGUAAGAAGCCUGCGAUAGUGAAGGCAUCUCCGGUAGUUGGUAAGCCUGCAGUGAGCAUGGUUGGCGGUAAGAAGGUGGUUGGAAAGCCGGCGUCGUCGAGUUCCGAUUCAGAUUCCAGUGAUGAUGGAGGUGCUGUUGCAGUGAAGAAGCCUGUUGUUGCAGCUGGUAAGCCGUUGUCGAGUGGUGUGCCCCAGACGACGCCACAGUCUGUGCAGAAGAAGAAGGUUGCAGCUGCAGCGUCCAGUUCAGAUUCCGACUCUAGCGAUGAUGAGCAGCCAGUGAGUAAGAAGCCUGCGAUAGUGAAGGCAUCUCCGGUAGUUGGUAAGCCUGCAGUGAGCAUGGUUGGCGGUAAGAAGGUGGUUGGAAAGCCGGCGUCGUCGAGUUCCGAUUCAGAUUCCAGUGAUGAUGGAGGUGCUGUUGCAGUGAAGAGGCCUGUUGUUGCAGCUGGUAAGCCGUUGUCGAGUGGUGUGCCCCAGACGACGCCACAGUCUGUGCAGAAGAAGAAGGCUGCAGCUGCAGCGUCCAGUUCAGAUUCCGACUCUAGCGAUGAUGAGCAGCCAGUGAGUAAGAAGCCUGCGAUAGUGAAGGCAUCUCCGGUAGUUGGUAAGCCUGCAGUGAGCAUGGUUGGCGGUAAGAAGGUGGUUGGAAAGCCGGCGUCGUCGAGUUCCGAUUCAGAUUCCAGUGAUGAUGGAGGUGCUGUCGCAGUGAAGAGGCCUGUUGUUGCAGCUGGUAAGCCGUUGUCGAGUGGUGUGCCCCAGACGACGCCACAGUCUGUGCAGAAGAAGAAGGUUGCAGCUGCAGCGUCCAGUUCAGAUUCCGACUCUAGCGAUGAUGAGCAGCCAGUGAGUAAGAAGCCUGCGAUAGUGAAGGCAUCUCCGGUAGUUGGUAAGCCUGCAGUGAGCAUGGUUGGCGGUAAGAAGGUGGUUGGAAAGCCGGCGUCGUCGAGUUCCGAUUCAGAUUCCAGUGAUGAUGGAGGUGCUGUUGCAGUGAAGAGGCCUGUUGUUGCAGCUGGUAAGCCGUUGUCGAGUGGUGUGCCCCAGACGACGCCACAGUCUGUGCAGAAGAAGAAGGCUGCAGCUGCAGCGUCCAGUUCAGAUUCCGACUCUAGCGAUGAUGAGCAGCCAGUGAGUAAGAAGCCUGCGAUAGUGAAGGCAUCUCCGGUAGUUGGUAAGCCUGCAGUGAGCAUGGUUGGCGGUAAGAAGGUGGUUGGAAAGCCGGCGUCGUCGAGUUCCGAUUCAGAUUCCAGUGAUGAUGGAGGUGCUGUUGCAGUGAAGAAGCCUGUUGUUGCAGCUGGUAAGCCGUUGUCGAGUGGUGUGCCCCAGACGACGCCACAGUCUGUGCAGAAGAAGAAGGUUGCAGCUGCAGCGUCCAGUUCAGAUUCCGACUCUAGCGAUGAUGAGCAGCCAGUGAGUAAGAAGCCUGCGAUAGUGAAGGCAUCUCCGGUAGUUGGUAAGCCUGCAGUGAGCAUGGUUGGCGGUAAGAAGGUGGUUGGAAAGCCGGCGUCGUCGAGUUCCGAUUCAGAUUCCAGUGAUGAUGGAGGUGCUGUUGCAGUGAAGAAGCCUGUUGUUGCAGCUGGUAAACCGUUGUCGAGUGGUGUGCCACAGACGACGCCACAGUCUGUGCAGAAGAAGAAGGCUGUCGGUGAUUGUGGCGAUACCAGCGUAGAUCAUACUGCUUCUGGGCCUCGUGUGUCGUUCGUUUGUCCUGUAUCUUUGGAUUCUCCAAUGGAGUCUGUUUCUGUUCGCAAUGGUGGUGUGAAUCAUCGGAAACGCGCAUAUUCCUAUGGUGAAGAUUCUGAUAAAUUGAAUGGUUCGGCGAAUAAAUCUUGCGACACAUCAAUGAAUCGGAGUGAUACCUCUCUAACGUCUCUUACUCCUGAUAGUGCUAGAAAAUUUAGAGCCGGUAGCACACCUUUUCGUCGUGUUGUCGAAGAUGAAGUGUUUGUACAUCCUAGCUUGAGGGAUAAUUCGUUCGAUGCAAAGCGAAAUUCACACGGUUCAUGGGGCGAAAAAGCAAAUCGUGAUUUCAAGUUUACCAGUGGUAAGGUAUUCAAACAAGAGAAGACUAAAAAGAAGAGAGGAAGUUAUGUAGGAGGUUCUCUUUCUACAGUUCCAUGUUCUUUUAAGUUUGAUGAUGAGUAGUAAACAGUUUAUGGCAAUCACCUGUAAAUAUGUUUUUGUUAACAUGCAUUCUGUAAAUAAAAAAACAGAGUGAUAAAAAUUGCUUUUUUGUAGAUC
Molecule: messenger RNA, 7570 nt
Organism: Trichobilharzia regenti
Lineage: Eukaryota; Metazoa; Platyhelminthes; Trematoda; Strigeidida; Schistosomatidae
Source: the annotation of a GenBank genome assembly